GACAAAGCGACGUAAACAAACAUACACAUGAGCCAAACAAACUGUGUUGUUUGUCAGUGUGUCUUUAAUAUAUGUCUUCAGUGUUAUCAUUUGUAUUAAAGAUUUUAACCAGUGUCAUAUUUAUCAGAAAUAUUAAUUUUAUUACAACUUAUAAAUGUCGUUCGAGAUACGCAGCAUACUGCGUCAAAAUUCACAGUGAAGUUAAAGAUACAGUAUAUACGUAUUAUGUUGGGCUGGAAGGACUGAGGCCUCAGUAAAGACAAAAGAAAAUGAUUCUCAGAAUAUCGUCUUGCCUCCGAGCUAGAGUCACAAGAAAUCGUUUCAUUGUGAUACUCAUAACAUGUGUGGUGUUAAUGAAUGAGUGGAUCUCAUGUGCUUUCACAGCCUCUAACUGGCCAGUCAUUACGAAUGAUAGUGAAGACAGUGUCCGAAUAUUAAUAGCAGCAGAUCCUCAGAUUCUGAGUGUUACUUCAGAGCCUCACUUCCCAUUUAGCAUAAUCACAACUUGGGAUGCUAACCGAUUUAUUAGUCGUGGAUUUCACCUGGCAUUGUGGAGAACAAAGCCUGAAGUUGUUGUGUUCUUAGGUGACCUUUUAAAUGAUGGAAGCAUUGCUGGUGAUGAUAACUUUUAUUCGUUAGUUCACAGCUUCAAAAAUCUGAUGGAUAUUCCGAAUUAUGUUAAGCAUGUUAUAUAUGUUCCUGGAGACAACGACAUUGGUGGAGAGGGAAUUGACCGGGUCACACCACACAAAGUUCAGAGAUUCUUCUCAUUCUUCAAUCAAUCAAAUACUUUGCAAUAUAAAUUUGUCGACUUCAUCCAAGUUCGUGUGAUGGAUGACAACAAUGUCAUAACCCCAGUCCUGCCACAAGAGGAUGACAGAGUACGCAUUCUUCUUUCUCACAUACCUCUACUACCCAUAACCAGGACAAAAAUAAAGGAGGACUGUCACUUAUGCAGUUACGCUCAUUGCUGGAUUGCGUGUUUGAGCCUCAGCCGUGUUGACCAGUUGGAAUAUGCUCCACCAGAUUUGAAAGUAUUGGAACAACAUCCAUCCUUCAUAUUCUCUGGGCACGAACAUGACUCUUUCCAUUUUGUUGGCACAAAAGAAAAGGCACAUGCUCAAGAAUUUCGAGUUCUCAAAGACAAAGACAGAGGAAAAAUUUGGAAGUUUGAAAUACUCAAAGAUAAGCUACAUGAAGUGACGGUUCCCACUUGCUCCUACAGGAUGGGCAAGAAGCAGUAUGGCUAUGGAGUAGCUGUUAUUGAAAAAUCUGGCCAUGUUCACUACACAGUCCUGUGGUUACCGUCCCGCUUUACACAGUUGUGGCUGUACUUGAUCACCCUUGGUAUUGUCUUCUUUGUUGUUUUACCAUCUAUUCUGUGUAUCAUCAGAAAUUACCUUGUGACACUGUGCAAAUUAUGUGGCGUUGCUUUGGGAUUUGGGCCAAAAUACCAUCGCAUAUAAUCACUUUGUAUAUACACAUAUUAUCUGGGACACCAAAUUGGAGGGUAACGUAUUCUCUACUUAGGAAUCUCAAGAGGAAUCAUCCUUGAGCCAGGCAGUGGAGGAAUGGUAAAGGUGAUGUUCAUUACAGCAUGUGUGAAAUUGGUCAGCCCUGUCAUACCAAGGCCCAUAGUAUAGUACAGGUUAUUCUACUCUGGCCUCCAAGGACAUAAUCUCACUAUUUUCUUAGAAGCAGGAAACAUUUUAAGAUUACUCAUAGGAGUUGAAGUAACCAGUCUGAUUUAUUUUUAGAUGAAAUAAACAUUCCAGAAAUUAUUUUUAGACAAAGAUUAUAAGAUUUAUUUUUGGAUGGUAUAAACAUUUUAAAUUUAUUUUUUAGGAAAUACGUAAUGUAAAAAUUCAGUUAUUAUUCAUGGGGAAUGAAAGAACCAUUUUAAUAUUAAUAUAUCUAAGAGAUGAAGUAAAACAGUAUUAUGUGAUCAUGUUUGAAACUUUAUGGUCAUUAAUGAAUUUUAUGAUAUUUAUGCAUUGUUUUAUAUACAGCAGCUAAAUGUAUUAUGUUAUGUACUCAAGGUGUUAAGUUUGUUUGAUUAUAAGUUUCAAUUCCCAAUUUAAUUUCUAAAAGUUUAUCCAGUUUUUUUUAAUCAGGUUUGUAGGGAACAUUCUACAGUCUUUUUGUGAUGAUGUGUUGUUAUAGUAUCUGUGUUAUGGGUAAUGCAGCACAAUCUUCUGUCCAAUAUUUUUGUCUCUAAGGUGAUUGGAUUUUUACAUAUAAAAGUUUUAAUGCUAAUACUGUAUACAGUACUGUAUUACUAAAGUAUAAUCAAACUACUUCCCAUGUUAUCUAUAGAGAUGAUUUACAUAAUGUUAGAAUGUAUUCUCUAAUAUUGUAUGUACUAUAUAAAACUAUUUUUAUAAAGUCUUCAUUUUGUCUUGUGAGAGAAUUCAUUGAUCAACAAUAAAUAAAUAACAGGUGGAUUCACUGUUAACUGUUCAAACAUUUAGCACAAGUACAGUAAAUGGAAUAUUUGGUUAAAUCUGAUGAUUUAUUGGAUGAGUGUUAUUGUAACAAUGCACCAGCACUUUAUCAACACUUAUGGCAAAAACUAAUGUGGAGGCUUCACCACUUUCUAAUUAGGAGGUGUAUAGUUUAGUAGAUGCCACAGAAGAACAUGGAUCUUGUAUAGUAUAUGUUAAAGGUGGUAUUACUUGUAACAUUUAGUAUUCCAUUUUAUAAUAUUACAUGUAACAAUUAACAUUCCAUUUUAUAAUAGUGUUUUUAAACAAAAUUAGACACAAGUUCAACAUGGCAGUCAUGACCCCUCAGUGGUUACCAACUACCAGUUUUGUGUUGUCAUGUAGUGUUAAUGAGUACAGUGUAUAAUAUAAUUUAAUCCUUUCAGGCAGGGCUACCGAGAGCUGGUCAGGUCCCUGGGAAAGAUAAAUUUAUGGGCCACUUUACAGAUGCAUUUAAUAUUUAUAUCUCCCUUCUCCGGGACCCGUAGAGGCCCGGGCCCCGAGGAUUUAUUACGGCUUCCCCGUCCUCUCAGUGGCCCUGCUUUCAGGUGUACUUACCGGGUAGUACAAUUAAGGCGCUUGAUGAAACACCAACGUAUGCGCAAAAAUCAAGUUUUGAGAUAAUCAAAGUUAAACUUAGUGUACUGUACAUUGUUUUUAUCAUUACUCCAUUACCAACCAAUGUUCAGGACAAGAAUCUUAUUUCUCCAUGGUUGGUUUAUGUCAGUAUUCCACAAAGCUCUUCAAUUAAAUAAUAAAUAACUGGCUUGUAGUUUUGGGUUAGCACACUUAAAUGCUUUGUACUGUAUUAGAUAAAAUUUAAAUUCAAAGUGUCAGUAAUUCUGUUUAUAAUUUUCACAAAUGUAUGUAUAAAUUACCAGUUAACUUGCUACCAUGUUGUAGAAUUAUGCAUAUUCUUAUGCACUCAGUAGUGAGGCUUUGCAGAUUGAAGUAAUACACUAAUGGAAGUGUUAGCUUUAGUGAAGAAGUGCCAUUAGGAGAACAAGGAAGCAAGCUAAUUAUAAUAGGAGUACUGCCAUUGUGUUUCAUAGUAUAGAAAUUGUUUAGGUUUGGUAAUAAGGUGAGUGGGGGGGGAGUACAUAAAAUAUAAAUUGGAGGAAGAAACACACAAAAUAUAUAAAAAUAGGAGAUCAGCAGUAGGAAGAAAUAGUAGCACUUUAAAGAGAAAUUUUAAUAAAAGUAAUAGCUCAUAGAGGGGUUGGGGCAGCUACUCUCACACGAAUGACAAAUAGUAGGAUGAAGAUUUGAUCUAAAAUGGUUUAUUUAUAAGGAAUGCAUGAUUUGUCAGCUACAGUGGGUCCCCGGGUUAUGAAUGGGUUCUGUUCCCGAGGACGUUUGUAAGUCGGAACACAUGCUAUGUGCAUACCGUAUUUACAAAACAAUGUUUAAAAUCUCACUAUAUCAUAGCCUAAGUCCUUAUA
Molecule: messenger RNA, 3925 nt
Organism: Homarus americanus (American lobster)
Lineage: Eukaryota; Metazoa; Arthropoda; Malacostraca; Decapoda; Nephropidae
Gene: Mppe
Exons: 8
Coding region: 270-1466 (398 amino acids)
Biological process (GO): GPI anchor biosynthetic process
Cellular component (GO): endoplasmic reticulum
Molecular function (GO): hydrolase activity
Source: RefSeq, a predicted model, not a curated record